AUGCCUAUAAAAGGUCGAAUUUGUGAUGAAUCGAAGAAAAUAUGGCGAGUCGCAUUGCCAAGCGUGAUCUCCCGAGUCACCUCGUUCGGUUGCGUAAUUAUCACUCAGUCGUUUAUCGGCCACAUAAGCGCGGUUGAUCUUGCCGGUUAUGCCCUCGUCCAGACGUUAGGCGUUCGAUUUGUGAACGGGAUUUUGAUAGGAAUGUCGAGUGCAACCGAGACGCUUUGUGGGCAAGCGUUCGGAGCCAAACAAUACCACAUGAUGGGCAUUUUCUUGCAACGUUCGUGGCUAGUCGACUUAUUAACACUAACCAUUCUUCUUCCUCUGUUUUUCUUGGGAGGUCCGAUUUUCGAGCUUUUGGGUGAAGAAAAGUCGAUAGCCAAGUCGGCCGGUUUCAUAUCCCUAUGGUUCAUUCCUUACUGCUACGCGCUCGUGUUUGGGCUCACGAUCCAAAUGUAUCUUCAGGCCCAACAGAAGAACUUAAUUUUAGCCUACCUCUCGGUUUUGCAAAUGGCGGUCCAUAUUCCUUUGUCGUGGGCUCUCGUUUAUGUUCUCGAAUGGGGUGUUGGUGGGGCAAUGGCGUCAUUGUGUGUGUCGUUGUGGAUUGUCGUGUUUUGCGAGUUCGUUUAUAUAUUCGGAGGGUGGUGUGGGGAUUCUUGGAAGGGUUUUAGUUUGGCGGCUUUGAAGGACAUUUUUCCGGUGCUUGGAGAUGUGGUACUAUGCCAUCCUAGUCUUACUGGCAGCGUGCGUGUUGCGAACGAGCUUGGACGAGGGGAUGCAAAAGCCGUGAAAUUCUCGAUAAAAGUUAAUCUCACUACUUCGGUUGUGAUAGGGCUAUUGUCUUGGAUCCUUUGUUGGGUCUUUGGCCAAAAGCUCGGCUACUUGUUCACGGACGACGAGGCAGUUGUAAGAAGCGUGUCGGAUCUCUCUAUUCUGCUUGCUUUCUCGGUUUUGUUCAACAGCAUUUAUCCCGUUUUCUCAGGUGUGGCUGUUGGGGCAGGCAUGCAAGCAAUGGUAGCCGUUGUAAACAUCGUUUGCUUCUAUCUGAUUGGACUUCCGAUCGGGCUCGUGCUCGGGUAUCUUGUCGGUUUUCAAGUAAAGGGCUUAUGGAUUGGAAUGCUUUGUGGGGUUAUCUGUGAGACUCUUGUGCUAAGCUUCUUAAUGUGGAGGACUAACUGGGAUGAAGAGGUUCUAAAAGCAUCUGCUCGUCUCAAAAAGUGGUACCUUAACUUAUUUAAAAAUGUUUUUCGGAUUAAAAUAUCAUUUCUGAAUAUGAAAUCUCUCCACCAUGCCCUCUCGCCGUUCGAUCUCGUCGCCGGCCGACGCCUUCAGCUGAAGAAACCGGCGCUUCUCGGCGGAUACUCCUCUCAAGCUUGUCUGCCACACGCGCCGCCGUCUCGUCUUGAGCGCGUCCUCCUAAGUAGCAGGUCCCUCACUUGUGGUGCCUGGGCAGGCAAGCUCUUUUCCUUGGUCAUGAUAGUCAAUUUCUUGUUUUGGCGUCUCUUGCAGCUCUUAAAGUCGUCCAAAUGGAGAAGAGAAUGCGCCGAGCUUGACGAAGUCAAAUGCAGACGAACCAUGGAUGAUAAUGGCAUAAAAGAGAGCCUGCUUCUUGUGAGCUCAAAAGCAGAACAGAACACUGAUUUGAAGGCAAGGAUUUAUGAUGAAUCUAAGAAAAUAUGGAAAGUCGCAUUGCCGAGCGUCGUUUCGCGAGUGGCUUCGUUCGGGACCAUAGUCGUGACCCAAUCGUUUAUCGGACACAUAAGCUCGGUCGACCUCGCGGCCUACGCGCUCGUCCAAACCCGCUCGUGGUUCAUAAACCUCGUCACCCUCACCCUUCUAAUCCCACUCUUCCUCUACACGACCCCGAUUUUCGACCUGCUCGGCCAGCUACACGAAAUUUCAAAAUCCGCGGGUUACGUUUCUCUAUGGUUCAUUCCCUUUCUGUACGGACUCAUAUUCAGCUUGACCGUACAAAUGUACCUUCAAGCCCAGCAGAAAAACGCUGUCAUCGGGUGGCUCUCGGCCGUCCAGCUGCCGAUCCACGUGGCGCUGAGCUGGCUCUUUAUGAACGUGAUGGGUUUGGGGGUGUCGGGUGCAAUGGGGGCGUUGUUGGUGUCUUCGUGGUUUGUGGUUUUCGGGGACGUGCGGGUUGCGAACGAGCUGGGUAGAGGAGAUGCAAAGGCCGUGAAAUUCUCGAUCAAAGUGCUUAUGAGCACCUCAAUUUCAAUAGGGAUAUUUUUUUGGAUCAUUUGCUUGGUCUUCAGAGAUAAACUCGGUUACUUAUUCACCGACGACCGGCAAGUCGCGCAGGCCGUUUCAGAUCUUUCUCUCCUGCUCGCCUUUACCGUGUUGCUCGCCAGCAUUUUUCCAGUCCUCUCGGGUGUUGCUGUGGGAGCAGGUCUUCAGAUAAAAGUGGCGGUAAUUAAUUUAGUUUGCUUUUAUGGAGUUGGGCUGCCGGUUGGGAUUGUGCUUGGAUAUGUUGCACAUCUUCAAGUUGUGGGAAUAUGGAUUGGAUUGACCUUUGGCAUAGUGACACAGACGCUCUUACUGUUAUUCCUAAUAUGGAGAACAAAUUGGGAUGAAGAGGUCUUCAAAACUUCAGCGCGUCUGAAAAGAUGGGAUAUGAAAUCCUCAGCACAGAGUAUUUCUAAGCACUAAUCAUGCUUGAAAACGGGACAAAAUUUGACGUUGGUUAGUCGAGGAUCAGAACCUCUGACGGAAUACGAGUAAUCGACUCGUUCGUGAACUUAUCGUAUCCAGAAUCAAUCUUGACUAUUAAUAUCAAAUUCUGGUCAUGUGUACUAAUUAAUAUUGGAAUAUUCUUAAAUCACUUGAUAUAUUGCUUGAAAAGAGAGUUGAGUGAUUGUUUGUAAUAAGGAAUGCAUCUACCAUCUAUUUGAAAACUUAUAAAAUAAUUUCUUUUGAAUUAAAUAAAUAUAAAUUAGAUACCAAACA
Messenger RNA from Striga asiatica, 2955 nucleotides. NCBI's taxonomy places the organism in Eukaryota, Viridiplantae, Streptophyta, Magnoliopsida, Lamiales, Orobanchaceae. The record is from the annotation of a GenBank genome assembly.